This is a messenger RNA of Microthlaspi erraticum, 480 nucleotides long. The record is from the annotation of a GenBank genome assembly. NCBI's taxonomy places the organism in Eukaryota, Viridiplantae, Streptophyta, Magnoliopsida, Brassicales, Brassicaceae.
AUGCAACCAUGGCCCCCACUUUCCUUAGGAGUAGAUCACUCCUCACCACUCAAAGAAGGCUCCCUGCCCAAGAGCCUCACCGAGCCUCUUCAUUCGAACCAAGGGAAGGAGAAGGCAGCUCGCAGAGGAGGAGGAAGAGCUCUAAGGUCAGACGCUCCAGCUCGACAACAGGACUCGAUCGAGUCCAAACAGAGGAAACUCAACUCGAUCGAGCUGAGGGUCGAGCUGACCUGGAGGAGCCCCUGUUUGAGAACCCCGGAUUUGAGUACGAUCCAACGCCUUACCAGGACUUCUCCCAGACCUACUAGACCCCCUACAACCGUUUCGAGCAGGCGCAGCUCCAGCAAGGCCAAGGAAGCCACACCCACUUUAAAGAUGAAGAAGAAGAAGAGGAGGAGCCGCAAGCUUGACCGAGUGAGGCGACUCCAGUCGAGUGGAGUGCUCCUGAUGGCCGUCUACCAUCUCCUGACCACGACCUAG